CCGUCAUUUCGUGGCGUGUUGUAUGUUUGUGUGUGUGGUAGUUCUUAAAUAAACGACUGUGAACAUGAAGCUAGCUUUUAUUGCUGCUGCCGGUGGCCUGAAGUGAUUCGCUGGAUGGGAAAGUGCUCCAUAGGCGGCUAAGAAGCUAACCAUAAUCAUGCCUCUCACUGUAGGGGGAAGGCUUGCUGGUAGAAACGUAACGAGCCUCUUUCUUCUGCUCGCCGUCUCCUUCGUGUUGUCGGUCGGAGUUACUGCUAUUCCGGAGGAGCAAAAGCCUGUGCAAGAGCAGGCCACGAUUUUGAAGACCUCCAGUUCUAACCUUGCGGUCCCGGUGGUGAGAGAAGAUGACUCCAGCAAAGCAAACCUGGGGUUUAUCCAUGCCUUUGUGGCCUCCAUCUCCGUCAUCAUUGUGUCAGAGUUGGGAGAUAAGACUUUCUUCAUCGCUGCCAUCAUGGCCAUGCGGUACAACCGGCUCACCGUGCUGGCAGGUGCCAUGCUGGCCCUGGGGCUCAUGACCUGCCUGUCUGUACUGUUUGGGUACGCCACCACCAUCAUCCCCAGGAUCUACACCUACUACGUGUCCACCGCCCUUUUCGCCAUCUUCGGCAUACGCAUGCUGAGGGAGGGGCUCCGGAUGAGUCCCGAUGAGGGCCAGGAGGAGCUGGAGGAGGUGCAGGCAGAGAUCAAGAAGAAGGACGAAGAGCUGCAGCGCUCCAAGCUGGUCAACGGGGCUCCAGACGUGGAGGCGGGGACCGGCGCCACCUCGCCCCCGUCGUCCAAGUGGCACAGCGUCAUCUCACCUAUCUUCAUCCAGGCGCUCACCCUCACUUUCCUCGCAGAGUGGGGGGAUCGCUCACAGCUGACCACCAUCAUCCUGGCUGCCCGAGAGGAUCCGUUCGGAGUGGCUGUAGGAGGCACGCUGGGUCAUUGCUUGUGUACAGGCCUGGCUGUGAUUGGAGGGAGGAUGAUUGCACAGAAGAUCUCUGUCAGGACAGUCACAAUCAUCGGAGGGAUCGUGUUCCUGGCCUUCGCCUUCUCCGCCCUCUUCAUCAAACCAGACGCUGGACUGUGAGAGACGGCAUCCUGAAAAGACUCUUUAGCGUGUACAUACGUGUUCAAGUGUAUGUUAGUUGCUGUAGAGAGAUUGCCAACUGCUGUGGAGACAGAACAGAAAGUAUCGUCCUUCCUUUCUGCUACCUCUUGGAGCUCAAAGCAUCAUGGGAAAUGGAGAUGCAACCACACAGGUACAUGUUGUUUUUUUGGUUACUAAACGCUUGGACCCACAUGUUAGAGGCACAGUCCUUUCCUCACAGCCUUUUUUCUCUUCAUUUUAAACGUGUUACUCAACAGUAGCUUCUUUGGUGAUCUUUUAAUUCAUGCUUUCCUGUCGAUGUACGAUUGAACCUGUUUCCUUUAUUUCUGUUACUGUUUGCUGAUACUGUACAUAGCGCUCACUUCACUCCAGUUUUAAUUUAAAAUGAUCUAUUUAUUUAGUGUCAUUUCCCAUUGUUUUUAAGCCCAAAGAGUUUCAGAGAUUGGAGGGUGAGAGGUCAUGAGGAAAUAUUUUUCUAAAUGUUUUACUGUGUGCGCUCAGCUGGGAAAGGUUCACAGCUCUGUUUGCAAUAACUAAUGAUUGACCAGAUUGAAUGCCUUUAAGUGGAAAUGCUCAAUAAAAAAUGUUUUCUUGUG
Messenger RNA from Dunckerocampus dactyliophorus (ringed pipefish), 1689 nucleotides. RefSeq names its product transmembrane protein 165 (gene tmem165). NCBI's taxonomy places the organism in Eukaryota, Metazoa, Chordata, Actinopteri, Syngnathiformes, Syngnathidae. Gene Ontology annotation, cellular component: Golgi apparatus. The transcript has 6 exons. Gene Ontology annotation, molecular function: manganese ion transmembrane transporter activity; calcium ion transmembrane transporter activity. Gene Ontology annotation, biological process: Golgi calcium ion homeostasis; manganese ion transmembrane transport; Golgi calcium ion transport. The record is from RefSeq and is a predicted model, not a curated record. Bases 158 to 1072 code for a protein of 304 amino acids.